GUUUUUGUUGUUUUCGUUUCGCAGACCGCAGUGUUAGUGUUUAUCCGCGUCUGCAUUGCGGACGAAGGUUUCGUUUACGUUUUUCUGUUUACGUUUCAACUUACAAUUCAAAUCCGCUACAGUUUCGGUUCGUGGAUGACCAAAUUGAUUUAAAAAUUUUUUUCCUGGAUACCCGCUAGUACCGUUGACUGAUUGUUCGAGAAAACCUUCGCUUCUCCGAGUCCCGUUGUUGACCCACAAAAUAUAAAUAGAGAACUUGGAAAAAUUUUUACCCCAAUGGCGGUAACGAUCCCGGGUAGACGCGAAUGCGUCACGGUAACGACGUUAUGAUGAACACAGCGACGACAAUAUGCAAUCUUGUAAGCCGAAGGUCACCGACCUAAAUCCACAUCUACUAUGUGUUCUGUGCGGUGGAUAUUUCGUGGACGCCACGACAGUGAUCGAAUGUCUGCACUCCUUUUGUCGAAGUUGUAUUGUCAAGUAUCUCGAACGCAACAAGUAUUGUCCAAUAUGCGAUGUAUUAGUCCACAAAUCAAAACCUUUAUCCAAUAUCCGGCCAGACCAUACUCUGCAAAAUAUUGUUUACAAACUUGUCCCACGUUUAUUUCAAAAGGAAAUGAUAAUGAGAAAAGAGUUUUACAAUCGAAACAAAGUAUACUUACCCAGGGACCCAAUGAGUCGCGGUGUAGUACCUGAUGACUAUCAUAUAUUUGCUGCCAGUGAUGCAAUCAGUAUAUGUCUUUAUUAUGAAUGCGAAACGAUUGAUAAAAAAAAUGUACAAGAUAAACAUAAACGAUAUCUGUGGUGCCCUGCGUCAUUGACAGUUAUAAAUUUAAAAAAAUUAGUUUACAUUAAAUAUGAAUUAAUACCAACUGACCAUCAUGUUGAGUUUUUCUACCAAAAUUAUUUACUAGAAGAUCACUUAACCUUAAUGGAUGUUGUUUACAUGUUUGAUUGGAAAAGGAAAGAUCCACUUACAAUAACUUAUCGUAUUCUUAAAAUUGAAAUUGAAUCUCUUACAAAUGAUGAAAUUUCAAAAGAAGAAAGUACAGUUGAAUCCAAAAAGGAUGAUGAAAAAUCUGAAGAAAAACAAAAUGAUUUGCAACAAAAUGUAGUCAACACAGAGUUAUGUAUUGAAGAAAUACUUCCAAAAAUAGAUGAAAACGUAUUGGCCAAUGACAAAAUAACAGAUUCUAAAGAAGUACAAUUGGAAAUAAGUGAAAAUGGUAUUAUGAAAGUUACAAAUAUUAACCAAAGUAGAGAAAAAAUACAAGCUAAUGUCACUAUAGAGCCUACUGAUAUAGCUAAAAAUGAAAAUCCAUCUAAAUCUAGUGAUAUUAAUGAUGAAAAAGAUGAUGAUAAGAAAAAAGCUUUAAAAGUAUACCCCGGAUCAAAAGUAAAAAAAACCAAACCUAAGUUAGAUACUAUUGUUGAAAAAAUUAAAAAGCAAGGAACUAAAUACAAAACAUUGACAUCCCCGACGAAACAUUGGAACCCAAGUAUAUCAAAAACUUCAGUUUUAGCCAAAAAGAAAGAAUUAAAUGGUAUUGAUAAAAAGUGUCAAAAAUUUUUUAAAUCAAGAGAUGAUAAAAAAGAUGAUGACAAGGCUGAAGACAGUUUGAAGAGGUUAGCUGAAGUACCUCUAAUGAAAAUUAAUCCUCAAACAUUAUGCCCAAUUAUGCCUUCUACUCCUGCUAAGAAACCCAAAAAACCUAUUCCUAAAAAAAAUACAUUAGCUCAUUCUUUGGCUCUACUACCUGUUCGGCCAACAAACCAUAAUCCAUUUACUAAUCCAUUGAAUCCAUUCAUGUAUGGAACAUUUCCAAACAAUUCAAAUGGAGAUCCGGCAUCUACAAAUGGUUUUCUUAAAGCCAUGUCUGAGUUAUGUCCACCAUCUUCAGCUUAUCACAAUUCUUUGCCACCGUCAGUUAGUGUACUUUUCAACCCCUUAUAUACUCAUCAUAGACAAAGUCAGCCAAAGAAGGCUACUUUAGCUGUACCUCAAUCGCCUGAUGUACAGAAAUUACCUGCCAAUAAAAUAGAAGAAAAAUCUGAGUCUAUAGAAGAUAAAACCAAUGACAAAGGUAACAAUAAAGAUGAAUGUACUAAUAAUAAUAAAGGUGAAGAGAAAAUGGAAGUUGAGAAAGAAGUAGAAAAAGAAAAAACUUAAUACAAUAACUUUAUGAUAGGUAACACAAAACUAAAAAUUGAAACCUAUAUGGCUAUAUAACUAAAAUCUUUAGAUGAUGGUAGUGAUAGAAAAUACUUUAAAGAUAUUUGAAAGUUUUAUAUUGACAUAUUAAUAUAUUUUGUUAUAUUAACCUCUCCUAACCUAAUGGACAGUUAUUAUGUUCAAUUAUUUUCUAGAUAUUCUAUACAGUUGAUAUAUUUCUAAAGAAUUUUUUUUACUUUAAAGUUUUGAGCUAAGAAUAUUUAAAUGUAGUAAAAUAUGAUUUUUCUAUCAUUCGCUUGUAUGAUUUAUAGUAUCACAUGUCCAUGACAAUAUUCUUUGAAACACAAAUAUGGAAAUUUGGAAUUUAUAUGUGAUUAAAUCACUAUAGGACAUGGUUGACCAUUGUGUUGGAAAUGUGAAUGACUAUUUUAUUUAUUCAAUUACUUAAUGUUAAUAUAAUAUUUUAGAUAAGACAGUUAACUUUGAUUUAUGCAUCAUAUAUAUAUAUAUAUAUAUAUAUAUUUAUAUAUACGACAACUAAUCUUCCUUUAUCCUCCAUAUUUAUAUAAAUUAAUAUUUUAAACAUUGUCUUAGGUAUCGUAUCUACCUUUUAGGUCAGGUUUAAACUUAAAGCAAUAAUAGUUAUCAAUAGAGAACGGAUUUAUAUGCACAACAAUUCCUCAAAAAUACUGUGAUAUGCUACUAAAUAUGCAUUUAUUUUUAAUAUGCACUUAAAAUAAGUAAUGUAAAAAUAAAGUAUUAAAAAUCUGUGAAUACAUUUUUGUGUAUUAAAAAACUUAGCUCAAUAUUAGAAGUAUUUAUUUCUACUUUAUACAUGCAUUCAAAUCUUCAUCUAGUUUAUUUUCCCUUUUAAAAUCUUUGAAAGUAUCUUCACUUUUUUAUUUUUAAAACCAAUUUUUAUUUUUUGUACUAUCGUUAAUUUGUCUUUUAUUAUAACACCAAUUUGAUUUUUACACUUUCAAUUUUGAUAAUUUCUUCUUUCUUGAAAUAGUCUGUACUGUUCGAUAAAAGAAGUAUUUCUUUAUUAAUUUCUAAGUUUGUAUUUCUUUUACAAAAAUAUACAUUAUAAAGUCACAAAAUAAAAAUAUGCAAAAUAAGAGGAAAACAUUAAAAUAUAUGAAAUAAAAUUUAUGUUAUUUUAAUACAAAUGGUUUAAAUCAAACAAUUUUUAUCAAUUUUCAAUUGUUAAUUUUAAUAUUAUAAAUAUAUUACAUAUAAUCCGUUUCUUUGUUAUCAACGAUCAAAUAUACAUGGAAUCAAACAUUUUAAAUUAAAAAUCAUGUAACAUAGCAAAUAUUAAAAUUAUUUCUCUCCUAAUAAAAAUAACGUACUAAUAUUAUAAGUGGGAGUGAAAUGUAAAUAAAAAUAUAUUUAGUUUUUCACUUUUCUAAAAAUGGUCACCCUAUUCAAACAAUAAGCCUAUGACUAUUAGACGGCUUAAAUAUUUAUGUAUAGCCAAAUAUUAAUAUUUCGUGUAUUUCGAAAUCUUAUUCAUUAUUACUCUCAAAUUCUAGUCCUAGAUUAAGGUGUAUAUUGUGUUUAAAAAAAAAAAAAAUAAUAACAAUUGUUUGUAUAAGUGCCUUCAGUAUUUAAUUAUUUAAACCUUUGUUCAUAUAACUAAGUGAUAUAAAUAUGUUAGUAUUUUACAGCUCAAUGUUUUAAAAUGUGAAAUAUAUACAGGGUAAAAAAUGCACUGUGCUCACUAUGUUUUUGUGACCAAUUUAUAAUAUUUUUGUUACUCACUAACAUUACAUCUUGAUUGUGUAAUUUCUGAAGGAAUAUACAUAUACUCUAUUUGAUAAUAAAUCAAACUACUCUUAUACACGGAAGCUCCAGUGAUGUUUAAACACUGUCCUACUUAGUUGUCAGAUUUUACUAAUCUUUGCAGUAGGAGCUUUUUACAGAUUUGUCAUGUUUGAACAUGAUCAGUUUUCAUUUAUUGAGCAUUCUUAUCCUGAAUAGAUUACCUAAUGUUAUUAAUCGUCCUAUAAUUUGAAAUGUUAGAACAAGUGUGUAUGUACCAAUAGUUAGGUUAAUGGACAUUAUCACUCAUAAAGUCUUGAAGUAUUUUUUUUACAAAUAUCGGUCUCAAUUAUACAAAACUUAAUAUAAGAAUCAUAUUAUAACAAAUAAAAAUAAUUAGCUUUUUAUUUUGAUAAAAAUUUACUUGGAGGGAGUUCUUUAAUAUCCAUUUAUGUAUGAUAUAAUUUUACUAACUUGUGAUAUUAUUAAGACGUUUUUGAAAUUUAAUUUUGAAAGUUCAUUUAUUGAAAAUUUGGUGCCAAAAACUAUUAAAUUUUACAAUUCUAAAAUGUAUACUUACACUUAUAAUUUAACUAUUGUUAUUCAUAGUUGGCACAGUGCACAUAUUAUUAAGUAUAUAACAUUUAGUAUUUUAUUUAUAAUUAUAUACAAUUUAUUUUAAAUUUAUAUUUUUAUAGAGAAUUUUACUAUUUGUUUAUCGCAUUAAAAAAAAAACUCCAUUUUAUAUAUAAUACAUUAUAGUAUUCUUAGUUAUUGAUGGUCUACUUUUUUAUGAUGUUAUUGUUAAUUUUUUCCUAAAGAUCAAUAUCGAAAAGUAAUAAGAUGACCUAUAAACGUUUUAUAUAAAUAAAUCUCAAUGUUGUAUGUAAUUUAUAAUCUAAAUUUUAUGAGAUUGAAUAUUUUUUAAUAAUUUAUUAGAAAAAGACCAAAUAAUAUAUUUUUAUUACUCUGUAUAAAAUUACUUGCAUGCCUAAAAUGUUUCAAACAAAUAAUAUAUCCUUAUGUUAAGAAUAUAUUAAAGUAUUUAAACUUGGUUUCAUUUGCAUUAAAAUUGUUGACAUGCAUGUAUUUUUACUGAUUAUUUGAUUCACAAAAAUCAAAUUCAAAAAUUAAACAGAAUAUUUAUAAAUAACAAGUCAUCUCAAGUAAUCUAUACCUACUGUAAACAUUUAUAUUUUAUAAAUUUUAAUUUAUUUUAUUUUUGUACAAUUAUUGAAUUGUUAUUUAUGUAAUUUUUUUAAGAUAAUUUAUACACAACAAUUAUAUUUUUUAAUUGUUAAGAAUUGAAAAGGUGUAAUGAGUUUUAUAAAUAAAAUAUUUUUGUGGUUUUUUUUUUUUUUAAUGUUCAAUAAAAUCAGUGUUUUGUAUUUUA
Molecule: messenger RNA, 5330 nt
Organism: Aphis gossypii (cotton aphid)
Lineage: Eukaryota; Metazoa; Arthropoda; Insecta; Hemiptera; Aphididae
Product: polycomb group protein Psc-like
Exons: 6
Coding region: 350-2170 (606 amino acids)
Biological process (GO): negative regulation of transcription by RNA polymerase II
Cellular component (GO): PRC1 complex
Molecular function (GO): promoter-specific chromatin binding
Source: RefSeq, a predicted model, not a curated record